Fraxinus pennsylvanica is the source of this 2550-nucleotide messenger RNA. Lineage: Eukaryota; Viridiplantae; Streptophyta; Magnoliopsida; Lamiales; Oleaceae. The record is from the annotation of a GenBank genome assembly.
AUGAGGGUUGAAAUUAUGGAAAUGGAGCCAAGAACACCAUCUCCAGAUGAUACAAUUUCUGUGGCUUUGGGGAAGGAUUUGAAGGAGGGGGAAAGAGUUUUGAUGUGGGCAUUGCAUAAUUCAAGAGGGAGAAAAAUUUGCAUCUGUCAUAUUCAUCAACCUGCUCAGAGAAUACCCAUUUUGGGUUCGAAAGUUCCAAUUAGCAAGCUGGGAGAUCACCAAGUUAGAGCAUAUCAUGAAAAUGAGAAACAAGUGAUGCAUAAGAUUCUGGACAAGUAUAUUUCAACUUGUGCCCGAGCAGGGGUCAGGGCUGAGAAACUAUACUUAGUGAUGGACUCUAUUGAGAAGGGCAUUGUGCAGAUUAUAUCUGAGCAUGGUAUCAAGUGGCUUGUCAUGGGAGCUGCAGCUAAUAAAUCUUAUUCGAGGAGAAUGACAGAGCCAAAGUCUACGAAAGCGAAGUAUGUGCACUUAAAUGCACCUAGUUACUGUCACAUUUGGUUUGUAUGUAAAGGACACCUUAUAAACACAAGGAAAAGCAAAUUAGAUGGAGUUGACGUAGAGGUCGAGUCUUCAUCGCGUCAAGCAAGUCCAUGUAUUGAAACUACACAUUCUUCAUUAAGAUCCGACUCAGUUACAGGAGGACACAAAGUUCGACCACAGUUAAAUUAUACUGUUCCUGCCGAUAUGGACAGGUCUGUGAAUCAUUGUAUGGAACUUUUAGCACCAUCUGAUGUCUAUGGAGGGGUAACUCCACAGUGCAGGUUGAAUCUAGAAGGGAGCAUUGAUUGUGAUGGAAGUUCUUCAGCAGGAUCACCAUUUUCAACGUGUCUGAAUGAAAUAAUUGAAGAUUCAACUUCAAUCUCCCUGGCAAGGACAAUUAAUCCAGAGUUAGCCAUGCUUCAGCAAAAUAAUGAGCGUCAUUCAAAUUUUUCCGUUGCUUCCAGUGCCAUAGAAGGAACUAUGAAAGAUGAACUUUAUGAUAGGCUCAGGCAAUUUGUGAUGGAAGCAGAAAAGGCUCGGCAGGGAGCAUAUGAAGAAUCAAUCAAGCGUAAGAAAGCUGAAAAGGAUGUCAUUGAUGCUAUUCACAGAGCUAAAGCAUGCGAAAGCAUGCUUAUGGAGGAGUUAAGAUACCAGAGAGAAAUUGAAGAAGCCAUAGCAAGAGAUAGGGAAGAAGUCAAAAAGGUUAAAUACCAGCUAGAUGAAGUCAUGAAAGACAUCGAAGUUUCUCAGGAUCAGAAAUCCAUUCUUGAGUGUCAAAUUUCCAGUUCUACCAAGAGCAUAGAGAAGUUGGAACAGGAAAUAUUUUCUACUACUGAAUUGCUGCAAAAAUACAGGAAUGAAAGAGACGAAUUGAAGGUUGAGCAUGUUAAUGCACUCAUGGUAGCCGAGGAGCUGAGGAAAAAACAAGAUGAGGAGACGUCGAGUUCAUAUGUGUCUCAGUUCUUUUAUGAAUUCUCAUACGCAGAAAUAGAAUUUGCAACUAACAGAUUUGACGAAUCCUUAAAGAUUGGUGAAGGGUAUUAUGGAAUUAUUUAUAAGGGGCUCCUUCGGCACACUCAAGUGGCCAUAAAAAUACUUCACCCAAAUAGCUUGCAAGGUCUUUUGGAAUUUCAACGUGAGGUAAAUAUACUUAGUAAGCUGAGGCAUCCGAACCUUGUCACUUUGAUAGGCAUCUGCGAAGAAGAGUUGGCUCUUGUCUACGAGUAUCUUCCAAGUGGAAGCCUUGAAGAUCGCCUCAACUGCAAGGACAAUACGUUCCCCUUGUCAUGGCAAACUCGAAUCCGCAUUGCAGUAGAUACAUGUUCUGCACUUACCUUCUUGCAUUCUUCCCGCCCUCGGGUACUUCUACAUGGAGUUCUGCAUCCUGCUAAUAUUCUACUUGACUCCAACUUUGUGGCCAAGCUUAAAGAUUUUGGAAUAUUUUACGAUGAAUUUUCAGACAACAGGACCACUUUAAGCAGUAGCAUUGUCCCGAUAGGCCCGAUUGGUACUUUUGUGUACAUGGAUCCCGAGUUUCUUGCUACUGGAGAGUUUACUUCGAAGUCAGAUGUCUAUUCUUUUGGAAUCAUAUUGUUAAGGUUAUUAACCGGACGACCUGCAUGUGGGAUCACGAAGGAAGUGCUGUGUGCCUUAGAUGAAGGGAAUUUGAAAGAUCUGCUGGAUCCAACAGCUGGGGACUGGCCAUUCGUGCAAGCAAAACAGUUGGCUCACCUUGCAAUCAGUUGCUGUGAGACGAACAGUAGGCGCCGGCCUGAUCUUGUUUCAGAAGUCUGGAGGAUUCUUAAACCGAUGGGGGGUUCCUUUUUCCAGUUGGGUUCCAAAGAGCUCUGCCAGGUUCCAUCCUAUUUCACGUGUCCCAUCUUUCAGGAAAUCAUGCAAGAUCCUGUGGUUGCUGCUGAUGGGUUCACUUACGAGGCUGAGGCUAUCAAGGGCUGGCUAGAGACUGGUCACGAUACAUCGCCCAUGACCAAUCUCAAGCUUCCACACUGCAACUGGGUGCCUAACCAUGCUCUUCGAUCUACAAUACAGGAGUGGCUGCAACAGCCUUAA